AUGGCGACAGCUUGGGGUAAGGUCUGUCGCCAAUGCGUCAGUACCGUCGCAGAAGUCCCAAUCCAAAUCCUACUCGUCGCAAUCGCAGCUACCUUCCUAGGCCUAUUCGUCCUGUUCUCCCUCUUCAUAUUCCUCGUCGCGCCAUCCCCACGCGUCCCCCUCCCAGAAGAAAAGAAGUAUAGAACCCUAGCCAAAGAUGGCUCCGUCACAAACCCCCAACCACUCCCCUGCUGGCUCGACAGCCUAGACGCGCAACUCAAUAGCGAUCGCAAAAGCACACCCACUCCAUCUCUCGAACCGGCAGACCUCUUCAUGUCCGUCGUCGUACCAGCCUACAAUGAAGAAGACCGCCUAACCGGCAUGCUGGAAGAAGCAGUCAACUACCUAGAACGCAUGUACGGCACAGCAACAAACCGUGAAGGAAAUACCAACACCGGUAGCGAGAGCGAGACAAGCACAAUGGAAACACGGUCAAUGCGGAAACGCAACCCAAUCACCGCCGCCAACGGAGACGCGAAUGCGAACGGCCACGCCGCCGUCGCUACCUCGAUUCCAGACCGCGGCUGGGAAAUCAUCCUCGUCUCGGAUGGAUCCACAGAUCGCACCGAGGAAGUCGCGUUCCGCUUUGCGCGCGAUCAUCAGCUCUCGCUUCAUCCCAAGGGUAAUGCUGGGCCGUGGACACCUCACGUUUCUGAGGGUGUGCAUAUCCCGCCUGGAACGAUUCGGGUCGUGACCUUGACUGAGAACCGGGGCAAGGGCGGGGCUGUUACGCAUGGCAUGCGCCAUGUUCGCGGUCAGUAUGUUGUUUUUGCGGAUGCGGAUGGGGCGAGUAAGUUUGACGAUCUGGGUAAGCUUGUUGGGGCGUGUCGCGAUGUUGAGGAUGCGCGUGGGCGUGGUGUGGCUGUUGGGUCGCGCGCGCAUAUGGUUGGGAGUGAGGCUGUUGUGAAGCGAUCUAAACUACGCAACUUCCUUAUGCAUUCCUUCCACUUGAUCCUUCGGUUGAUGACGCCUCCUAAGACUGCUACGGUUAAGGAUACGCAGUGCGGGUUCAAGCUUUUUUCGCGUCCUGCAUUACCCUAUAUCGUGCCAUACAUGCACUCCGAAGGCUGGAUCUUCGAUGUUGAGAUGCUCAUGUUGGCUGAGUUUGCCCGGAUCCCCGUGGCUGAGGUUCCUGUGGGUUGGAGGGAAGUGAAGGGGAGCAAGUUGAAUGUUCUUAGAGAUAGCAUUGGCAUGGCCUGGGGUCUGGCUGUCCUGCGGGCGGCUUGGUCUCUUGCAGAGCUCCGUCUCAAAAUCUACGAAUAUGCCUUGGCAGUACCAAACGAGUACAUGAACAAGCCAUUGAUAGUGGUCGACGACCGUGGCAAAGUCUUCACAGCCCGCGGCCAAUACAGAGCCCUAGCAAUGAGUCCAAGCUGGGUUGGCGAAGACGGCACAGCACGCAAGCUCCUCGCCGUCAACCACCAAAUCCACGACGAAGCCGAGGACUACCUGUACUCACAGCACACGCUGUUCUUCCGCAACUCAUUCAACCUAGAUCGGCUGGGCGAUUUCCUCGGCACGCUUAGCGCAACGGCGCGCUCGCGCAUUCGCAGCGUUGGCUUUGAGGUCUUCUUCUUCGUUCAUACGCAGACGGGCGUGCCGAAGCGUACCAUCAAGCAGUAUGAGCUUGCUGCCAGGCUUCUUUCGGAGAAGUUGCCCGAUUGGCGGAGUGUGUUGUUUUAUCUUGAUCCGCGUUUUUAUUAUCCCUCUGCUAAUGUUGGUGGGAGGGAUCUCACGGCGAGGGGAGUGUUGGAUCUUGCUAUGCGGUUUGGGUGCUGCCGGGAUAUUAGUUUCUUUCCGUUACCGAAUGGUGACCAGCGUCUUUUGGAAGAAGCUCAGCAGUUUGUUUGGAGGAGUCGAUCGCCGCCGAGGUCGCCUGCUUAUUGUUCGCUUUCGAAGAAGUAUCCGUUUACUUCGGAUUUCUCGAAGUCUUUGCCAAAUCACUGGUCCACGUCAUCAGUGUUCUGA
Molecule: messenger RNA, 2007 nt
Organism: Penicillium arizonense
Lineage: Eukaryota; Fungi; Ascomycota; Eurotiomycetes; Eurotiales; Aspergillaceae
Product: dolichyl-phosphate beta-glucosyltransferase
Exons: 4
Coding region: 1-2007 (668 amino acids)
Cellular component (GO): endoplasmic reticulum membrane
Source: RefSeq, a predicted model, not a curated record